Molecule: messenger RNA, 5046 nt
Organism: Penaeus chinensis
Lineage: Eukaryota; Metazoa; Arthropoda; Malacostraca; Decapoda; Penaeidae
Exons: 6
Coding region: 63-2756 (897 amino acids)
Molecular function (GO): protein binding
Source: RefSeq, a predicted model, not a curated record
GGCGACGGGCCCACGGCGGCGGUGACAGCUGUGAGCGCGGGCGGAGAAGGACGACGGGAGAGAUGGGCGGCCUGCGGGCGUGCGGGUGGAAAGCCUCGUGGGCGGCCUCGACGUGGAUGAUGCUGCUGCUGCUGGGCGUGGUGCUGAUGCAGGUGGCGUCCGCGACGGCUGAGUGGGACAGCCACUGCCCGCCCGGAUGCAAGUGCACCUACGUCAGCAACAGGAAGGUGGCCGACUGCCGCAGCGCUGGCUUCUCGACGGUGCCCUCGACGCUGAGUUCGGAGGUGCAGGAACUCAAUCUCAACAACAACAACAUCAUGUACCUGGAGAAGGACGCGUUCAAGAAGGCCGGCCUGGUCAACCUGCAGAAGCUGUACCUGAAGGAGAACGGCAUCCGCAACGUGCACAAGGACGCCUUCAGGGACCUCAGGAUCAUGAUCGAGCUCGACCUCAGCGCCAACGCCGUCGACAAGCUGCACCUGCACACGUUCACUGGCCUAGAGAAGCUGCGCGUGCUGGACCUGAGCGAGAACGCCCUGAUGCGCCUGGACGGGGUGCAGUUCCCCCCUCUGCCCCACCUGCGCAAACUCGACUUCCGGAAUAACGACCUCGUCUACAUCAACAACUACGCCUUCUCCAACCUGGCGCUGCUCACGUCGCUCAGGCUCUCGGGGAACAAGCUGAAGCUGGUGCAGCCGGAGCUCUUCGUCAACAACACGAACCUGGUGGAGCUCGAGCUGCACGACAAUCCGUGGGAGUGCGACUGCCGCCUCAAGAACCUCGUGCGCUGGGCCAAGAAGAGGUCGCUCCUGCAGGAGCACGUGACGUGCCACUCGCCGGAGCGCGUGUCGGGGCGACGAUGGGAAAGCGUGAUGGACGAGGAGCUGGCGUGCCGCCCGGAGCUCAUCGUGAUGCAGACGGAGGUUCCCGCCGCGCCGGGCCAGAACGCGUCGCUGACGUGUCGCGCGACGGGCGAGCCGCUCCCGCAGCUCAAGUGGGUGCUGCACGGCCGCGUGCUCACCAACAUGUCGGUGAUCCCGUUCUCGCAACCCGAGCAGCGCUACGUGGUGCGCGAGGUGGUGGAGGCGGCCACGCGCUGGUCGGAGCUCACCGUCACGCACGUGCAGGACCGCGACCUCACCUACUACACCUGCGUGGCCGACAACCUGGCGGGCCUCGUGGAGCACAACGUGUCGCUGGUGGCCGCCGCGCCGUCGCACACGGGCGCCGUGGCGCCCAAGGCCACGCUCGACCUCUACGCCAUCAUCGGCAUCGCCACGGGCGGCCUCGUGCUACUGCUGCUGCUCAUCGUGGCGCUGUGCUGCUGCGUGCGGCGCCGCAAGGGCCGCGAGAUGAAGGCGCGCCCCAAGGUGAACGGCACCGCGGGCGGCCACGUGGAGCACAAGAACGUGAUGAUCGUGAACCCGGUGGAGAAGCCGCCGCGCCAGUACGAGCAGGUGCCGCAGACGGACAUCGAGAUGGCGGCGCUUGCGGCGGACGCCGGCGCUCACCGCAGCUACGACGAGGUUGAUUACCCCGAGGCUGGCCCUGCGGCGCACCGCACGCCCCUAGCCACGCUGGAGGAGGAGGACGACGACCUCCCGUCGCAGGACACGACGCUGCCGCUGGACGGGCCGUGCGCCGCGCCGCCGCACAGCGUCGUCGACUACCUCGGCCACUACCCCGACCUGCUGGACAUGACGCGGCCGCGCGCCGUGUCGCCCACGCAGCUGUCCUACCACUCGCUGGUGGCGCCGCAGUUCGCCGCCGCGCCGCCGCCCGCCCCCGAGUACCGCUACAGCUACGUGCACCCCGCUGAAUACACGCCGUACCCCGUGGCCUACGUCUCGCCGCAGCCGCAGCCGCGCCCUGGCUACGUGACGCUGCCGCGGCGCCACCGCUCGCCGUCGUGGGCGGGCCAGUCGUCGCUGGAGGCGGAUGCCAGCUCGCCGCCGCCGCCGUCGCAGGAGGGCGAGCGCCGGUACGACCCCAUCUACGACACGCUGGGCCCGCGCACGACCGCCGACGGCACCUCGCGCACCGACCUGACGCGCCCCGCGCUGCGCGCCGCCGAGCCCUUCACGCCGCGCACGCCGCAGUCGCCCGCCUCGCCGCCCGGGAUGCCGAGCUACUACGCCCCCGCGACGGGCGGCCCGGCGCGCCCGCUCCACCACCAGCGCAACCACAGCUCCACGCUGCCGCGCUCGACACCCAACCUGCUGGAGGGCGGGGCCGGCCUGAGCCUGCCCGCGCACCAGCAGGUGGUGCCCGAGGGCGUGCCGGCGCAGUUGGUGACCCGCGGCACCUUCCUGCCCGCCCACUCGCCCACGCCGUCCACCGCCAGCACCGCGCGGACCGCCUCGCCCGCCUACCGCGCCGCCUCGCCCGCGGUCGCUCCGUCGCCGCUGCACCUCCCGCCCGCCUCCUCCUCCCCCGCCUCCGCCGCCGCCGCCACGCCCUCCCGCUCCCCCCUUGCCUCCAGCAACGAGUCCACGCUCGACUCCUCCACGCUCUACAACAACAACAACAACAGCCACAGCGUCAACAACAACACGAAGGCUGCCAAGGACCUGGACGUGAGCUCGGCGUCGACGGGCUCGGUGGCGUCGGCCAAGAAGGUGCCGCCCAAGCCACCGCCCAAGCCCAGCGCCAAGCGGCUGUCCGUCGCGUCCGCCGCCAGCGACUCGCGCAAGGCGUCGCUGGCGGGCGAGGGCCGCGCGUUCCAGGACGAGGGGCCCGACGGCACGGAGGUGUGAGGAAGGGAGGGGGGAGGGGAGGGAGCGCCUCCGCCGGGAAGGGGGGACUCGACGUGCGGCCAAGGGGUCGUCGCGCCGCCCACCGCGCCGCCGACCGCGCCCACUGCGCCCCGCGUCCACGGCGGUGCGCGCGCUCCGAGCGAUGACGACAGCGAGGCAGUGUCCAGCAGCCCUGACGACGGCCUAGAGUGGGUGUAGCGGCGACGGUGCCACAGCCGCUCCGGCCGCCACCCUCGCCCCACACCCGCCCCGUCCCACGCCGCCGCCGCGCCCUGAGCAGACGUGGCGCCGGGGCCAGCGUCGCCGGCGGUGCCAAGUGCCGACGCCAGGCGAGGCCGGUGCUCGGCGCCAGGACGCGCGUGAGCGGCGGACGACGAGGUCCCUCUCCCCCACUCCUUCCCCCUCCACCUCUCCCUCCCCCAUCCCCCCUCCUUCACCCUUUCCCCGCCCCGCGGAGACAGAGCGAAGAUCAAGAAGCCUUCCAGUGUGUGACGAACACUUUCUAUCUUUGUUAAGGUAAACAAACAAGGUAAAGAUAUGUACAUAUACAUGUAAGUGAUGCACCAAAUGAUGGUUCCACAAGGGAAACGGCAGAAAAGGGUGUUUAAAAUAGAGCGCCUCUCCUCUUUCUAGAGAGACAGAGAGAGAGCGAGAGAAGGAACUGCAGCGCAUGACCUGUGCAUGACAUCGCUCGGACAAGGACGGGUCGUAGUGCAAGUGUGAACCAGGGUCGAGAGGCACAGGUAGCAGCAUCAUGCAAGCAGACCAGCCAGUCAGCCUGCCUGCCUGCUUGCCUGUCUGUCCGCCUGUCUGCCUGCUUGCUUGCCUGCCUGCCUGCCUGCCUGUAGGUACUACCCCUGCAGCUGCUUUUCUAUGAAUAUUCUUUACAUAGAGAGUUUAAACGAAGCCCCACCUUCAUUUCCCCCGAGGCGUUUGGACUGUGAAGUUGUGUGAGGAUGUUUAAGAUAUAAAAAAAGCAAGAAGAAAUAGUAGGAUUAGAUUUGAAGAAUUUAAAAAUGAUAAAAAAAAAAAAUAAAAGAAAUGAAGUUUGAUUACUAUGCUGAAUAUAUAUAUUGUAUUUUCAUAUCGCAAAUUAGCACCAAAUUUUGUAUGUUCAUAUUUAUUGACGGAAUAAUUAAGGGAAAACUGCUUGUGUGGAAACCUCCCCCGUUAGCCGCUCGUAGAGACGAAGUGUGUCUGUCAGUCUGGAUGCCGUGUAAUGUAGAAAUCAUUUUGCAUGUCAUCGUCAUCAACGUCGUCGUCGUCGUCGUGAUCCGGUAAAGGUAGAGACGAGUCGUGGGCGUCGCCACGGCUUCCCAGCGCUGCAGAAUCGUGAAAGCAGAUUUCUAUUCUAUUCUUAGUUACAUGUGUGUGUUUGUGUGUACAUAUAAUCCUCCGUGACCCGGAGAGAGGAAAUUUUAUGACGUCAGGAGUGACAAUGCAGCAGAAAGGGAGAAGAGGAAGCGACGUGGGCGUGCAUGCGUCGCGACGUGCUGGACGGUCGGACGGCGGCGACGCAAGAAGACGCAAGUUGAAGAUGUUUAGACUCCUAAGGCCUACGUCACCGACAACGCAAGAAGAGACGUCUAGACCCCUGGCGAUGCAAAGGAUAUCGUUUACGUUACGGACGAAGUUGAAAAGAGAAGUGUCGGAGUUACUGACCACACAGAGGCAGAGGCAAGAGACAGCUGCCGGCCAUGGAAAGCGAGAGAGACGUCUGGGUAACUGACGCAGAAAGAGACGUCUGCUGGGCUGCUGGCGACGCAAUGGGAGACAAGUGGUCGACAAAGCAGGGUUCCUAACAUACGUUUUAUGCUUAAGAAGAACACUUCCCUGUGUGUAUGUGUGUACGUGUGUGUAUGUGUGACAUAGAGGAUUCUUGAUAAUGUUUUUUUUUUAUUAUGUUUCUUUUGAGGUACAUUAUGAUGAAGGGAAUUCUAAUUACGAAAGCUUUUGAUAUCAAGUCACACCGUAGUCAUUAAGUUCUCUUUUACGUUUCUCUUUUUCACCUUUAUUAGCAAGGAAGGACAAAACAAAAAAUAAAAAGUACAAAAAAUUCGCCGGAGUAAGACAGGGCAUAGUUUUUUUUUCUUUUCAAUUAUUGUAUAUAAAACUUAAUUAUAUAUGGAUGUCCUCGAUAUGAAAAUUACACUUUUAAUUUGGAAAUCAGAGUGUCGUUGUCUUUAGUCUCACGAGGAGCUUGUGGAAAUAUUUUGUACGUCUUUCGUUACAAAGUUUGCCAGAAUGCGCAUUUCAGUUUUGUUUCUCUAAAUAAAGAAUGAAGAAAAGU